This is a messenger RNA of Scophthalmus maximus (turbot), 2190 nucleotides long. RefSeq names its product spindle and kinetochore associated complex subunit 3 (gene ska3). The transcript is spliced from 11 exons. Bases 141 to 1979 code for a protein of 612 amino acids. The record is from RefSeq and is a predicted model, not a curated record. Lineage: Eukaryota; Metazoa; Chordata; Actinopteri; Pleuronectiformes; Scophthalmidae. Gene Ontology annotation, biological process: mitotic cell cycle; chromosome segregation. Gene Ontology annotation, cellular component: spindle microtubule; outer kinetochore.
CAAACCGGGAAAAGCCGAGGCGCCAAAACUGAAAACUUAUUUCUGCGCAGAGGAAGUAAACAAACGGCCCGUUCGGCCUCGGCACGAAAUCAUAAUUGUUCGUACUUCUCUGGAAAAUUAUAGUCUCUUAUCUGAUAAAAAUGGACCCGACGGCGCAGUUCUUCUCUAAGCUGAAGAAGCUCGCGGUGACUCUGGAGGCGGAAACUGCCGAACUGCAGCAAACCUUCGAAAACCGCAACGACGACGACGACGACGAUGACAGCGAGAACACCGCGAAAGCGAUGCGAGCGUACCACGAACUGAACGGUGAAGUCGGGGAUCUGAAGGGGCAGAUCCAGGAUCAGCUGGCUCAGCAGAAGACGCGGGCGAGCGAGGUGAGCGGCUUCAUCGACGCCUGCAGGGUGAUGCAGCAGAAGGUCACGAAGGACAGCCACGCUCUGAGGGGACACUGGGAAAAAUAUGGUUACCGAGCGCCCAGAGACACCCAGAGACCAAACAAAAACAAAGGUCAGGAGUCUGAGAACGAAGACGAAGCAGCAGGUGAAAAUGAAACUAAGUCGGCAGAAAAAGAUGAAGAGGGAAGCCAGGAGGAGGCUGGAGACGGUUGCGCCUCUUCACCAGUUGGGUUGCCGCCGCCCGUCAUCGACGCACUGCGAACCCCACAGCUGUCUGACUUCGGUCUGUCCGAGAUGCAGCUGAAGAGAACUCUGGCCGGGGCCGAGUGGUGCGCCGAGGUUCCGCCGAUGCCCGAGAUGAGCCUCCCUCACCCCGCACUCAAUACGCCCGCUCCGCCGCCCAUGCCCUUGACUCCCAAGUGUGCCCUGCGGAUGUCCGACGACGACCUUCAGACCCCUCAGAUGCACGACUUUGGCAUCACAGAGCACACGAUGUGUCUGAACAACGACUUCACCAUGGAUCUGCUCCGGAAGAACAUUGAAAAGCCCCAAAGACCAUCACUAGACGAACCUGUGCCACCAGCAGAGUCGCUGAAGGAGGGUUUGUUUAAAAAAGCAGCAGCAGACUUGGAGUCCCCAGAGCCGCCUGUGUUUUGUACCCCGGGGUUAAAAAUCAAAAAGACAAACAGUCACCGCAGCCCAGCCGAGCAGGGCAGCGGUGACCCAGAAUCCCCCGGUCUCCGUGGACACCUUCACACCACCCCUGAGGCCCCAACGUUUCAAACCCCGUACGUGAACCGACUUGUCAGCACAAAAAAGAGUGCACAGCCGCACGAGCCUGUCGACAUGCAGGAUGACGACGAUGACGACGGCCACGCCUUGAAACUUCCGACUCGUAACGGAGCGACCGGCUCCAAGCGCACCUGGGAGUAUGACUUGCCGGAGUUGUCCUUCACCAGUGCGGAGGACAAGCCAAUGCCAGAGAUGCCGAACCUGGAGUCUGUUUUGGGAAAUUCUCUACAAAAUAGAAGUGCGAAAAUCCCCAAAAAGACGAGUGCAUAUGAGAAGGUGACCAAGGGGCCGACUGUCCACAGUCUGGAGCUGGACGGACCGACCCAGGAGUUCAGCUUGGGGACACCCCGCAUCAGGAUGGACUACCAAGAUCCCAGCACCCCGGAGAUGCCCGACCUCAGCUCUGUCACACAGGACAUCUGUAAACUUGUGUCCCAGGCCCAGUUGAAAAAGACAGAAGUGGCGGUCGUGCAACCAAAUGUCAGACCCAAAACGAUUAAAAACAGCUCUGUGAGUCUGUCCGUGGUGUCGGAGAGCGAGUUCCAGAGUUUACCCAGCUACCUGAGGCAGAUGACUCUGUCCAACCUCAACCAGGCUGUCCACAGCAUCAACCAGUUCACUGCGGAGUUUGAAGGAGAGAAGACAGAGCUGCAGAUGGAGGAGCUGAGGAGGAUUACCAAAGUGGGGACCAAGACCCCCGUGUACAUCCUCUGUCUGACUGAGCUCAAGAGGCUGGAGCACGUCAGAGGAGCCAGGAACACGUCUGUGUACAAACUGAGCACACGCAACUAACGGGCUGCUGGGAAAUGUAGUCUUAUCUAGACUCACGAGGAACCUGCUUGACAUCCGAGCUGCUGCUUUAUUAUGCCGUCAUCAUUAGGCAGCACGAAAAAACACUUUAAUCCAGAUUGUAAAUAGUUCUGAUGCAAGGCUAGUCAAAUGUCAUUUUACGGAUCUGACUAGAAACUGACUUGUAUAUAAUAAAUCAUAACAUUUUCUGCUA